UGCAAACGCAACGGAACAGACCCGGAUUUUUCUUUUAGAAAAUUGCAACACGCGCCUGAGGGUGAACUUGAUAUAAUUUCCAACGCUUUAAAGUCGUUGUACUAAAUCUCAAACGCGCGCGCGCUCUCUAAUCUAAUUUAAAAUGUGUUAUGCCAAGUGUUUAAUUGAUUUGUUAAUAACGCUAUUGCUGCUUUUGUCCAGCGUUAGGCCGGAGUUGAAUUUCAAUAAUGACUUUGAGAACAAUCAAAAGUUUAAAAGCCAUUCGACGACAGUCAAAACCUAUGAAAAUGAUACCGUCUUGUUGCCCUGCUCUUUGGAUACUCCCUUUCGUUAUGUGCGCUGGCAUCGCGACGAUGUGCCCCUAGUGGACUCACGUCAUCCAGAUUUAAAGACGCCAGCUCAUAUAGUGCUCUUUGCAAACGGAAGUCUGCAGGUGUCCAAAGUGCAGCCGGAGGAUACGGGCGACUACUAUUGUGAGAUCAUGUCGAACGGCAAACUUGCAGUGCAAACUCAUGCAAUUGAGGUACAGUAUGCACCCACUGUGAUCACCGAACCCAGCGGCGUGCUGGAGCUGCCCAUUGGCGCCGUCUUUGAGGUCAUAUGCAUAGCCAAAGGCGUGCCAUUGCCAGUCACUAAUUGGAGAUUAAAUGGCAAUGUCUUGGAUGAGUACAACACCGCAGGCAAUCGUCAGAGUCACGUGUUUGAGAUCAAGCGUCGCGACAUGGCGGGUCCGAUUGAGUGCAUGGCCAGCAAUGCGGUGGGUCAACCGGCGGUGGCGGGACUCUAUCUGCAUGUGCUAUUUGCUCCUGAGCUAGCAGUGCACCAAACCGUGAGCUACACCAAAGUGGGCGAUCGGGCGCAGUUGGAGUGCACCGUAGAGUCAGCACCUGCAUCUAGCCUGCAAUGGUUCCAUCAUGGCGUACCCGUCGCCAUGAACUCACAGGUCUUUAGCCAGGAGAGCGAACUGCGCAGCAAUCAAUCGCUGGAGCAUUAUGUUAGCGUCAUCAAGCACUCGCUCAUCUUGCGCAAGGUGCGUGACUCUGACAUGGGUCAGUACGAAUGCAGAGCAACCAAUACAGUUGGAUUCAGGAGCGCAACGCUGGAGCUAACCGGACGUCCCAUGCCCUGCAUAUUCAAGAUUAAUCCGGGCACGCAAAGCUCCACCUCGCAUGUGCUGGUCUGGCAAACGGAAAGUCUGCUGCCCAUAAUGGAGUUCAAGUUGAAGUUUCGUCAGAUACCAUCGGCAAAUGUCACCAAGCAGAUCAGAAGCAACUGGACUGAGCUCACCAUACCUGCCCAAGUGACCAUUGGCGCUAUCUAUAUUAAAUCCUAUACGCUGCAUGGACUGCAGCCCGCCAGUCUCUUUGAGGUCUGCGUGCUGGCCAAGAACAGCUUCGGCUGGAGCGACAACAGCAAGAUUGUGCGCUUUGCCACAGGCGGCGAGGUUGAGCUGCCCAAUUAUUCUACUGAAUCUGAACUGCUAGAGGAUGCUACAGAGGACAUCUUUGACAAUGAGAUAACACAGAGAUCACAAACAUUUUCAGCCAGCAUGGUACACAAUAGCUCGGCAUAUAUCAAAAGCACUUGCCUAUGCUAUAUAGCAGCUUUAAUAGAAAUGUUUAUCUCCUUAAGCAGUUAAUAAAUCUAAAACAUAACUUUACUGAUUUUCAUUGCAACUA
Molecule: messenger RNA, 1679 nt
Organism: Drosophila busckii
Lineage: Eukaryota; Metazoa; Arthropoda; Insecta; Diptera; Drosophilidae
Gene: wrapper
Product: protein amalgam
Exons: 5
Coding region: 143-1639 (498 amino acids)
Molecular function (GO): protein binding
Source: RefSeq, a predicted model, not a curated record